AUGGAUCUUUCUGGUCAUGAAGGAGAGAUCCUUAGUCCAAUAACAAGCAAGUUUUCUGGUGCUCAUAGUCACAGCCGCCCUAGUGAUAGUCCUCCCCCUGGCCCUCCUCUCCCUCCUUUCUCCACUACCCCCACAGAGGAGCAGCAGCCAACCAAAGGAGGGGCUGUGGUGAGGUAUAGGGAAUGCCUCAAGAACCAUGCAGCCUCCAUUGGUGGAAAUGCCACCGAUGGGUGUGGUGAGUUCAUGGCCAGUGGUGAGGAGGGCACCCUGGAGGCCCUCAGGUGCUCAGCCUGCAGCUGCCACAGGAACUUCCACAGAAAAGAGAUUGAAGGCGAGUGCCACCACCAUCACCUCAAAGACAGAAAAUUUGUGGACCACAAGGGUGUCCUCAUCUCAGGGGCUGAGGCCUUUGGCUGCUACUACAACAACCCAGCAAGCCACAGCCUGAUACCAAGUCCAUUGCCGCACCAAAUGGUGAUGCCUUUGGGUGCUCUCCAGGCCCCAGAGACAGAUCAGAUGGAGGCAGUGGGAAGGGAAAGAGCACCUCACAUGGUGAGGAAGAGGUUCAGGACCAAAUUCACUCCAGAACAGAAGGAGAAGAUGCUGAACUUUGCUGAUAGGAUUGGAUGGAGGCUCCAGAGGCAGGAGGAGAGCAUGGUGCAGCAGUUCUGCCAGGAGAUUGGGGUGAAGAGAAGAGUUCUCAAAGUUUGGAUGCACAACAACAAGCAUAGCUUGGCAAAGAAAGAGCUGCCCCCAACUUGAGUGAACACUGAUUCCAGUCCCACCUUUCUCUCUUGAGUCAAAAAGAAUUUUAUCUCUGCCAUUGGUGGGAUUGGAUGGGAGGCAUAUGACAGAUAUUGUUCAUUGUGUUAGCUUUGGUGCAUGUUCCUCAGUAAGCCUGAGACAUGGGUAUAUGAGUGCUUUAGGCAUGCUUUCCCCCCAAUGGACUCUGGAUUUAAAGAAGGGAGUACAGCUCUCCAACUGGUUCUUUAUUUGCAUGUUGUGGUGAUGCUCUUUCAAAUUCUAUUGAAGGUUAGGCUUUAAUUUCAUUUAAGUUUUGUUAGUUCUUAUUCUCCUAAUGUUUCUUUACUGGA
Phoenix dactylifera (date palm) is the source of this 1094-nucleotide messenger RNA. Its product is annotated as zinc-finger homeodomain protein 4-like. Gene Ontology annotation, biological process: regulation of DNA-templated transcription; regulation of developmental process. The record is from RefSeq and is a predicted model, not a curated record. Lineage: Eukaryota; Viridiplantae; Streptophyta; Magnoliopsida; Arecales; Arecaceae. Gene Ontology annotation, cellular component: nucleus. Gene Ontology annotation, molecular function: transcription cis-regulatory region binding; DNA-binding transcription factor activity.